UCUGUCGCUGUGCUGUAUUACAACCCCUGCAGCCAUAACCAUGCCGGAGGAGGAGAUGAUGCGAGGCGGGAGGGAGGAUGGUGGAGUGAGGCAGGCAGGGCGGGGCUGCUGAGUGACGGAGCAGGAGGCUGGAGAGAGAGAGAGAGAGAGAGGAAGCUACUCAACAGAGGACCAAGAAACAGAAGGAGGAGGAGGAAGAGGAGAGGAAGAGAGAGAGAGUGCAUAUCUACAGGACGUGAGAGCCGGCAGCAGAGAAGGAAGCGGGGAGGUGGGGGGGGGCUUCCAGACUGGAUGGGCCCAGCGAUGCCUUGAUGGAGCAUGGGCCAGGUUUUAGGAUUCUCCCACUGCCGUGAGUCUGCUUUUGUUCUGCCCUCAGCACCUGUAUUUAUUUAUCUGACUUGAACAUAUUCCAGCUCAGCAUCUUUGCUCGCUAACUGCUGUAAGCAUCGUACAUGUUAGCUCAGGCCCCUCUCCUCUCCUCUCCUCUUUCUGCCUGCUCUCCAUUCCUCCCUCCUGCUCCUGCCUUUCAUAAACACAUGGCUGAGUGGAUGGAUGCAGUGCAGAAAGGGAAGACGUAUUCUGUCGUUUUUACCUCCUAUUGAUUGGCAGAUGUGUGCAGAACGGCUUUGCUUUGAGAAGAGUGCAAGUUAUCUCUCCAAAUAGAGCUUGUGUGGUGUUUUGUUUCUGUGUCGUAUCUCAAAAUGAGCCACAAAGUUCACCGUAUACCAACUGCGUUUAUUCCGAGGUGUUUUCCUGGAAAGUUGCAUGUGUUUAUUUAUGUGCAGAGUCGAGAAUAUGCUGCACUGUUUGCACUGCCUGGGGGAAUUUAUUGGCUAUCUAAUGUAGUGAAGGCCUUUACUGCUGCCAGGUCAUCUCUGACGGGAAGUCUCUAGUCAUUGACCAGCAGUAUGCAACUGGAUUAUGUCUCUCUGAUCUGAUAUUGAUAUACUACAAAUACAGGUAUAUCAUAGUAGUAUAGAGCAGCACGUUUAUUGACCAGCUAAGCCAUCAAUGCUGGAAAGUGAAAUCAAAUUCCUACAGAUAAAGCACGGCUGAUUGUACGUACUGGUUUGCUUUUGUUGGUCAUAAAGGGGCAUCAGUGCUAAUUCCAAAUAACUUGUUUAAAACUUCCUGCUGGGUCUUUAAUGUGAGAUGACAGAUGAAAAUGAUUAUAUAGCCAAUUAUCUUUUUGUCUAUUCUAUGUUAACUCAUAGAUUCAUGUCAUAUCUUGUUCCCUUCCAGAGGAAUAUGGCUCUGUGGCUUCCACUCCAGACUCUACGCCCCCAUGCACCGAUGGUAAUGAAGCAUGUCUGAUUUAUUUCAGUUUCACACAAAAAAGCAGUGUGCAUAAAGAAAAUGUAAAAUCAUGACUGUAAAUAGUAAAUGUCUCAUAUUUAAACUACAACUACAAGAUAUUAAAGCUCAUUGAAAACCAAGAAAAACAGCCAAAGUACCAGUUUUGAUAUAGAAAAGGGUCCUUUUGUGCAUUUUAUUUACAUAGGCACUUUCUAAAUUUUAUCAAGGUUAAACCAUUGAUAUGCAGUCAAAUAUUUGCCUCGUGAUGUUUCAAACAAAGUGAGAUGGAGAUGUGUUGCCUGAUCAUUUUUAUAGCUACAAAUUAUAUCAAAGUAUUAUCCAAAACAAUCGGGAAAUUAUAAAUGAGAGAACUGGACAGAUUUGCAUUAUAAUGUUAAGUCAAGAACAGUCAACAGCCACAGUUUAAGCAGGGGAGGCGCACUUUGUGCAACAGCUUUGAAAGAAAGGAGCAAAUCUAAUAAACUGUUUAUUAGGUUUCUCUCUGACUGUCCAAACACUGAGAAAUCCUGUCAGAAAGUACUUUUGAAAACAAGUCAUCCCUGCUGUCUGAAACCUUUCUCUUGAACUCAAUAUUACAAGAAUACAUCUGAGAGCCUCCCUGAGCUGUAAAACCCUCACACCCAGGAUCUAUGUUUAAACACAGGAGAAGAUUUUGCGAGGCGCCGUGUUUAUUCCCUCAUCAAAGAGGGUUUCACUCACUUUGGAAGUCACACACCUUUUUAUCAGACAUCAAGAGACACACCUGGCUGCUUUCAUCUGACAUAUCUAUUUAUUACAAGCUAAAAAACUCUCUUUGUUUGACACAGACCUUGUACGCACACAGUAAUAAGCAGUCUUUUUGUAAUUGAGAGUUUUGGGGAUGACAAUGAUGCUUUUUUGUCUCCAUUCAGGUGGAAAUGAGGAGUCGGAGCUGUGCGAGCUGCAAACAGCGAGGGAAUGGUCUGACGAUGAUGAGGGAGUAAGUGGAGAUCCAGAUGAUGAGGAUGGAUUGGCCUCGUCUCCUUCCAUCUGGGGGACACCGCGGCAGCACUCCUUUGAGCUGACUUUCUCUUAUAUCGCCAUCGCAGAGGCCGAAGCGGUGGGGGCCUCUAGACAUCUCCGUGACAGACGCAGGGCAGGAUCCAGAGGAAGCCGCACUCCUCUGAUCCGCACAGACACCCUGGAAACUCUCUUGGACUCACCAGACGUGGACUGGGACCCUCAAGCCUUCCUCAAUCGAGAAGAGGAAGAGGAGAGGAGAGAGCAGGAGCGGGCAGCCGCGAGGAGGGAGCUGCAAAGACAAACUGAGACUAUAACAAUCCAGCCCACGACCCAGAAUCUGGACCAGGACACUCAGGAGAGAGAUGCAGAGAUCCAGAGAGAAGAAACAGAGAGCAGUCAGAGCCGAACUGCUCCAUCUCUGUCUCUGUCUUCCCAGGAUCAGGGUCCUUCGCAGACAACGCAGGGUAAGAGAGGAAAAGCAGAGAUUGUUUUUCCCUGUGUUGUUUACCAGAGUAUCAUGACUGAGGAGGCGAUUUGUUCAAGUGACACUUAAUAUCAAGUGGGCUGUGAAGUGUAGUGGAUGAUUUACAUACUCUAUUUUCCUUGAACAUCAACAUGAACCCGUUUUUAAUUAACUGCAGGGAUGCACCUCUCAAUGGGCUGCCAUUUGUUCUGGCUGCCAACAUGGUAAAACAUUGAUAACUUGUCAGAUAUCUUACAAAUUGGUGAUUUGAUCAAAGAUGAAAAAUGGACCAUUUGCUUUAACGGUUUUGGAUUAUUUAAUUUCACAGUUUAUAAGACUGCAGGAUCUACAUUUUCCUUAUUCAAAACAUUAAAAUUCAUUCGUCUUUUCAUGGAUAUUCCUUCUUUGCUACUGGUCAUUCUACCAGCAUUAGUGUGAAACCAUGAAAUGCCAAAAACUACUCCUAUAUUAAAAUCACAACAGCGUCCAUACCUUUAGGCUGACUUGAUGUGGCUUAGCCUGGGAGCAAUAUUUAUGAGCACACAAGACUGAAUGUAAACGAUGGCAACAUGUCAGGGGACCUACUUUUUUAGGAAAAGCCCUUAGAGGCUUUUUAUGACCUCAAAAUGUGAAGAAAAUUAAAGGUUUGUGUGAAAUUAGAACAGUCAGAUUAUAGAUUAUGUGCUUCCUACCUCACCAUUCCUGUUCAAGAAUAUGGAGCUCCUGACGUGCAUCAUAAAUAGAUCGCCUGUUUGUCGAGUUAUAAUCUUGAAAAACUCCUCUCAGUAUGUGCACAACAACUGCUCUCCUCGUCAUCAUCUCCCAACCUGUGCAUUUAGCUAUGCAAAAACACAUACAUUGACAGUUUGUUCUUUCUGUGCUCUUGUAGAAACACAGCGGUGCAAAACAGCAGCUUCUGUGGAAAGGGGACCCACACCAAUGUCUAUAUAAAGGAUCAUUCUGAGUUAAAAACAACAAAAAUGACUUUUAAAUCUAAUCUAAAGCUAAACUCUACACACUACCUUUGACAGACAUAUGAUCCAGUUAUUCAUAACAGAGACAGACUGAUAUAUUUUUUCCCAUCCUGAGCAUCAAAACUAAAACAGCUGCCUGAUAGAUUUUAAUAUAAAUUGUGUUGUGAUGUUGUAACGACUUCACAGGACAAAGAGCCACUGAGAGACUGAGGGAGGAAAUCCCCAAAAAUAUGUGUAGCUAUUAGUUAACAAAAACAUAAUCAAUUCAUGACAACCUGCAACUAUCACACACCUUUAUCACUAAAAACUGAUUUCAUAGGUACUUGACUGUUUAAUUUAGGGCUCCCACAGAUGUAUGAAUCAGACAUGACAGUUUUUUGGCCAAUUAUUUGCCCUUUUGAUGAUUGCAGACAGCUGGGAAGACAUCCAGAAGUCCUUUAUGGCUCUAUUUUACUUAGCCUUAUAGUUUCUGUUUGUAUACAUUUUAUAUUAUAAUUAGCCACAAAUAAUUAGAGUAACAUCAUGAAGGCUUAGUAUCAACUUUGAAAGUAUUUCUCAGAGUGCUUUUCUUGGUGAUUUUUUUUUUUUUUUUUUUGAAUUUGAGUAAUGAAAUACGGUGGCCAAGAACUGCUGCAAUUAAAAAAGAAGCCACAAUGGAAGUUACCGAUGCCACUUCCAUUGUGGCUUUUUUUUAUUUGCAUCCUUUUAUUUUCACAGUGAGUAACUUUUUUUUUUUUUUUUUUGCUAACUUACAUUGUGGCUAUUUUUUAUUAUCUGCACCAUUUCUUUUUUUAUUUGCAGUGGGCUUCGGUUUCUUUUUUUUUUUGCAUCAGUAACUUCUAUUUUGGCUUCUUUUUUUGCAUUGUUUUUUAUUUGCAGCAGUCGCGGUUCUCAGCCACUAUAAUGAAAAAAUGUUUGACCUAAAACUGGAACUACAACACAUAUGUUCUUGCCCUGAUAACUCAGCUCACAAACUUUAUAAUAACAAGAUCUAGAAUCUUCUGUUAGUAACCAGACUUAAGGCUGAGGGUGUGCAUCCAGUCAGUAACAUCAUCAUCAUCACAGUGACAUCAUCUCUUGUUUCCCAGCAGCAGCAGAAGCAGCAUCCCCAACCCCAGAGCCAGAGUCUCCCGUCUCCAGGGAAACCAUAUCAGUCAAGCUGCUCACAUCUGUACGACCCCGAGGCCCGGCGUCUUCAUCGCAAGCUGCCACCGGUCUAAACUCUCAGGAACAGCUGGUCAGCGAUCACUGGUUUUCAGCACUUAGCCUAUCAGAGGAGCCGACAGUAUGCACUCACAUAGCAGGUACAGCACUCACUCCUGUAUCACUUCUGUAUCACUCCUGUAUCUGUAAACGCCGUCACUCCUCCGACCUCCGUCUGCCAGCUCCUCUCCUUUGUGUCUUUGUCUUAUUGCUGAGUGAGACGCUUCUUCUUCUCUGCUGCUUCAUCGAUUCUUUGAAUAAGGAAAAUAUCAGAUUUCACUGUCAGCAUGGACCUUCAAACACAGGCAGACAAAGAUAGGCAGACCCCAAGGACCCCCUGGCUAUUCAUCGUGUCUCCAUGGUAACCCUGCCUCACAGUUUAAGGGAUGAUUGUGCUAAUUGUGAGGAAAGCAUUUUUGGCAUUGACUUUUUGGACUUGCAUGCCAUCACUGCUGAUGUCAGGAUGAAUCACUCUUUGCCACAAGCACAAAGACAGAUGUGUGUGUGUGUCUGCGUGUGUAUGUGUGUGUGUGUUUUGAGUAUUUAAAUGAAGACAGAGAGACAAAGAGAUACCGUCCAGUCUUCUGGCCUGCUGGUAUUUUAAGUGGACCUUCAGUCAGAGGAGAGCUCAGUCUUAUUUUAGUGGACAUGGGGGGCAGUAAACCCUCACACUGAUGAAUGUGUGGUCAGGCUGAUGACAGAGUUUAGGGUGUCCUGAAUAAAUAGCCCACAUGCUUCCAUUGGGGCGUCAUGUUUCACGUGGUUUUAUUACUAACUUUGAGGGGCUGCAACUUAACCUCAUUGCUUUAUUGGCACAACUAAUAAGAGAGUCUAGCAUGGCGAUACAAAAGUGACAUUCCUGAAGCCAAGAUUAAACUUGCUAAAAUUGCACCAAACCCUUUGUUGAUUAACAUAGGGGAUUUGUGCUUUAUCCCACUGAAAGUAUCUUUAUGUCAAUGUCUGUGAGUCCAUAAGCACAGUUUAAAUAGUCGAUUUGGUAGACGAUUAAAGCUCCUUUAAGAAGUUUUGGCUGUUUAUUAAACAGACUGAAAUAGGAAAUACGCUACUUUAGUCCAGCAACAGCAAACAAGACCACAAUCAACAGGGUUAUUUUAAAGUCUAUUAUCUGUGUAAGAAAUUGGAAGUUUAAAAGUCUUUAUUUACAUUUUUCAUACCAAAUAGUCACAGUUAUUUAUUGUACUGCUAAAACAAAGUCUAAUGAGAGUUUCUGCUUAAACAUGUACAGGACAAACCAGUAGAGAGAGACUUUGUCCACAGGGGGCACCAAAAUCGACACAAACUCAAAGUUCAGCACAAGAGCUUUAAACCGAAUAUUUCUUUCUGAGCUCAUUACCAAAAAACUACGUCAUAAACUGAUCAUCCGUGUGGUAAUUAUUGCCAAGCAUACGGAAUCCUCCUUUAAAGUUUUUGUCAGCUUUAUUUUUAGCACCUUAACUAGAAAUAAUUUGGAAUCAAGCCACUCGUCUAUAUAUUACAAGUACUGGUUGCACUGUCUCAAGUGGUGACAUAACAGAAAAUAAACCCUCUCCUGUUUCAGGUGUUAGACAGGGCGUGAAUAGAAGCAAAGCUCCAUUUUGAAUUCGGUGUGAAAUACAACAAAUUAAUGAUUCAUCUUGAGCACGAGUAUCUGUUUUGAUGAAGAUGACAGAAUUCAGUGACUUUUGUAAAUCGUCUUUUCUGUCAUCAUCUCACUCUGUGCGAAUCUCUCCCAGAGUCUUGUAGAGUAGUGGGCGGUGCUGCGAAAAGAUUAUUUUGGGCUGUCAGGCCUUUGGACUGCUGAGCGAGCAGGGGGGUGUCCAAAAACAGCUCAGAGGGGCAAGUGGAGCGCGGCGGGGCAGAGUGUGAGGGACAGAGGCUGUGUGUGAGGGGAAACACUGGGAGCUGCAACCAAAAUGGCCAGUAAAGGUGAGACAUUUGACUUCCAGAAAAAAUCUUCCCAUGCGGACGAUGUCUUGGUUUUUGCUAAAAGUUGUUGGCUGACUUCUUGCUGUUGCGUGUUUGAGUUCAAUGACAAGAAAGAGGGCAGAGGAGAGCUCUAGAUUUGAGAAUGAAGAGGAGGAAGAUGCUGUUAAACUGUUGAACUGAGCUACUUCUGUUGAGAAAGCUGGAUGAUCCGGGGAUUGAAGAUAGCAAUCGAGUGGAUUUCUCGCCUCUCUCUGAUCAUCUCUCAAACACAGUCUCCUGUAGCUUCAGAGAAGAGUCAGGCUUUUAUCUCCUGAGCUGUUUAGAUGGAGCGGGGUGAGCUUUGUAUCAGAGGCUUUGAUGUAAAUUUCUCUGAGUCAUUCAAAUGAGUGUAAACCGUCCUGCUGUGGUGGGUUAAUCAUAGAUAGCUUUUGUAGUGUGUAAUAACUGUGGCAGCUGGGCUCUCUUUCAUUUUACUGCUUCCUGAAGAGCCGACGAUAUUUCAGACUUUGCCCCUGGAAGUUUUCCCGGACCUACAUGUUGAGGACGUUAUAUUGAGAGGAUGUCAGGCUGGGUUGACUUCAUUAUGAGUGAAUGAGCCAUGAGCUUUAUGGUCUUUCUGGUUGAUUCAUUGCUUAAUCUAAUUACAGUUUUAUUGCACAGAUCUAGUUUAGGUCAAUUCUGGAUGAUUAAAGUAAGAGAAUAAGAUUUUGAAGGUAUUAAGUUCCCUUUUAAGGCCACCUAAAUGCUAUAAUACAAAAGUUUUGGAGUGAAAAGUUAUUAGUUAGCUUCUUGCUGAGUGUUAAAGGCAAUGUUAGGAGUUUUUACAGUAACUGAUACCUUUUCUAUGAAAUAACACAAUCAACAAGUCUGAUAAUGUCACUGAUGUUAUCUUAAGUGAUUAAAAUGCAUUAAAGAGGUGAGUUUCAGAUGUUUUAAAUACUCACAGCAAGUGAUUAAAAACUUCAGGUUAAGGUUUUUGUCUAAAAACACAAAUUACCGGUGAACGGGACAAUAGAUAAGAAGUAUCAUUUGGUCCAUAGGGGGCGCCAUUAUCAAUACAAACCUAAAGUUCCUAACAGUGGCUUUAAGUAUGAAACUAAAGCAAGCAGCCACUUAUCCGAGCAUAACAUAAAGACAAGAAAUAUCACAAAAGGCAAAGUGGUGGGUGUCUCGCAGGACCUUAGCCUUCUCGCUAACAGCUGCAAGCGUGCCCGCUUUCCCCUAAUUAUACUAAACAUGUGACCUUAAAAUGCUGAAAAUCAAUGCGUUAUGAAAACAUCACCUCACUAACACAAAUGUUUUGAUAUUUUCAGUCAUAGGUCUCAACACUCGUAAAGAGUAGUCUAAAAAUGGUUCUUAGCGAAGCUACCAGUGGAGACCCAUGAAGGUCACUGGGCCAAACCAAGAAACAUAACCCUGCAUCAUCUCACACUUGUACCGAUUCAACAAAACAAAAAUAGGAUAAAAUAUAUGUCGCUAUAAAUGUGCUUGUAGGUUACAUUAGUUUAGAAACCUUAAAAGAACAGUGCUAACUUUUUUCCCCUGUCAAGGCUGUGCUAACAGCUGAUAAAUUAGGGCUUACUGUAUCAGUCUCUAAUCCACGUCUAAAUUUAGGCAAGUCGGGAUAAACUGCCCAAAAAUGAGAAUCUUGUAUUCGAAUAAGGACUUCUAGGAUUGGCUCUGCAUCCUGGACUCUCUUAGGAUUACUGCAGGGUCAGAUGUCUCGAUUCUUACUCGCCUCCUGCAGAACUACAAGGAAACUCUGAAUGAGGAUAAUCAAUGUGUGCAGGAUAUGGGUAGAUCUGCAUUGUGGUCUAAGGCCUGUGUUGUCAAAUAUAGUAGCUACUCCAUAAAUCCAUUGUUAGCCACACUGUCCCAGAAUGACAGCCAACAUGGUGGAUAAGUGCGUUCCAGGAGCAUCAUGGGUAUUAAUUGUGUGCAGUGAUGCUUAUAAAUAAUCCAUCUGCUGUCUGUACACUCUAUUCAAAGACGCCUCCUUUUUGUUGCGACGCUUGGUCUUAGCAUGUCAUUGAAUAUCAAGCACACAGAGCUCUGCUUUAACGAGGAGGUGUUGGUUUAGUUCUGUAUCAUGUACUUAUUCAUGAAGGUCUUAUUCAAAGAUAUUUUACCACAUAUAUCGAGGUUUUCUCUACUCUCGCGAACAUGAAUUUUGGACGCGUCAGUCUCCAUCGCAGCUGUUGCCGGGAAACAGUAAGGGACACCAACAGGGUGUGGAGAAGGCCCUGCUGACGGCCUGACGUGUACCAGCAGGUGCUGUGAAAUGCUGCAUUUAAAUUCUGUUCGACCGCUGCCUCCCUCUUUCAUCUGAGAGCUAAAUUUAGCCCGUGCUGGAGCGUGACGUGUCCUCUCUGCUGCUGCUGCUGCUGCUGUGUGUCCUCUCAUGCUGGAGGCUGGAAACCCCUCUCUCUGCCUCAUAUCCCACAUUUCUCAGGCCACUAUUCCUCUUUUUAUUCCCCUAAUCUAGAGUAAUACAUCUUCCUUCUUCCUAAAACUGCCCCCUAAAAUGAUAGAGCCUUUGAUUGUCCACAAAGCUGGAGGCUGGGUGAUGUUGCAGCAGCUGAGGGGGAAGGACACAGUAAACCAGUAAAUCACAAUGCUGUCAGCUGUAUGUGAAAAUGUAUAAACUUCACCUGUAUAUGUUUUUCAAAAUAUCCGAUUUUCCUUUCUUUUACUCCAGUGAUGGACGUGAUCUACUGGAAGGACACCGAGCGGACAGGCAUGGUGCUCACAGGGUUGGUGGUGGGUCUGCUGUCCCUGUUCCAGCUCAGCAUCAUCACCGUGAUCUCUACAGUCUCCCUGGCUAUCGUAUGCUUCACCAUCUCAGUGAGAAUCUACUACCAAAUCCUCUUCAUCCUCAACUGGGGCGACGGAGAACACCCCUUUAAGUAGGACGCUUUAGCUUUACUCCUUUUUUCAUUUCUAUUUCUUUUUUCCACCUUAACUAUCUCUUAACUUUUGAUCCAUGGUGCCUGAAAAGAGAUUUAUAUGUUAAAGAUUGCUACCAAGGAACAUGAGGUACUGUUUUCAAAUGUUACCAUUCUCAAAACUAAAGGAUGGAUGUCUUCUCAGGUCAUACUUGGACCUGGACAUCAGUUUCAGUGGAGAGGAUGCCGACCGCUACAUGCAGAAAGCCAUCGUUAUGAUUAUGUCUGCGGUGGACACGCUGAACAGACUUUUUUUUGUUGGAAACCUCUUUGACUCCCUCAAGGUGAGCUAUAAUUAAAUUUGCCCUUGUGGUGUGUGUGUGUGUGUGAGUGUGUGUGUGUGUGUGUGUGUGUGUGUGUGUGUGUGUGCGUGUGUGUGAGUGUGUGUGUUUGCCGGCUGUUCAAUCUCACAUUCACCAUCUUAAUGACCUCUUCUUAAAGAUGUGCUUCACUCUGUCCAGACCUUCUCCUCCUAAUUAACCCGAGAAUCAGUCCGUCUCCAGUUAUUUGGGUUUUUUUUUCCCCGUCAUCUUUCUCUCCUCAUUCCUGGAGAUGAUGUCGCCAUGCCAACCAUCCGUCUCAUUAUGCUGAAAACUAAAGAUGGCUCCUAAAUUAAGGCAGUUUCACUGAAGAUGACUGUCAGUCCUGAUGACAGAUUUUGUUGUGAUCAUGUGGAAAGUGAUGGGUCUCUCUUACUGAUCCUAAAUGAUGAUUUUAUUUAUUUAUUUCUUCUUUUGGCCUCUGGGUGUGGGACUUUUGCGAGCAAAGCCAAACCACUAUGUCCAAAUUCAUCAAGCCUCAACACAUCUGUCACUUAGAUGCUGUCACAAUGCAAAGUAUGUAGGUAAAGUGACAAAAGCAACUUUCAAAUUCAUAUUCAUAACAUGUCAAAUACAUAUAUGGUUGGCAAGUGUUUAUUACUGGUCAGCUUCACCUCAUAGUCUCUGGAAACCCCUGACCUGUCUUCUCCAGGCCUGGCUCCACUCAUUAGAAGGUUUUGUUGAUGUAGUUACAUGUCAUAUGAUCUGGUGUCAACACAGAGUAUUUUAUUAUUUAUAAUGCUGCAUCAGUGUUUGACUUCCUGUCCCGCUCAAUCUGCCCCCUGUGCUGAUUGAUGCCCUUUUGCCACAGCAUCCAACAAAAAUAGAAGUCUUGGGUAUCUGCUGCAAAAGGCUCCAGAGUGCCAGAGUUGGGAUGGAGCAGAUGCGCAUCGCAGCAGAUAGCCAGUGGAAGCACACACAUCGACUUUGUUGAAAUCUAUCAGGCCUGCUGCAGAGGUGGAGCAAAGGCGGACCGACCACAGCUCUGGUGCAAAGUUCCUGUGAACAUGAGCCCUUCUCUUGUCCUGCCUUAUUGACUAGUCGUGAGAUUAUAUUUAAAGCUCCAGUGAGGAGUUUUUAACUGAUUAUCAAACACUGUCAUCAUGUCUUUAUGACCUAAAAUGAGAUAAAAGACCCUUAAUAACAAGAUUGAUAAUUUUAGUAGGAGAAUUGGUGUAUGCCUGUAACCGCUACAGCUACUGCUGUUACUGGGUAGAUGUCCAAUGAUGUGAUCCCACUCACCACAAAGACUCACAAUAAUGAGAUUUUGAUUUUUAAAAGACAGCAGGAUGCCUAUUUUUUCAUCAGAUAUCACUACUUGCACAUGUUAGAGACAGAAUUGGCAAAAAACUAAGAGGGACCACUUUUCACACAAGGGGCCAAAAAAUGACAAAAGCUCCUAACUGGAGUUCUUGAAGUUGUGUUGAGAGUAUGAAAGGAUAUUUUAGAUGUUAUAAAGGUAAUGCAGGAGGAAAGUUUUAGCACAAAUCACAGCUGAUACCUUAAACAGAGAAGAAACAACAUACUUAUCAAUGAAAGCAUAUUAAAACUUAAAGUCAGAACCUGUCUGGUUACAAGGAUUGGCCCUUUUACUGUAUGAUUAAUUCCAAAUAUGGCAAUUACUUAUAUUAUAAGUGGUAGUAAAAUCCAUUUAGUAUGUAGAUGCAUGAAAAUAUUUGAUGGCGUUUCUACCUCAAGAAUUCUGUGUUAAUAGUUUAUAUUAUAAUAAUCAUAAACUUUGAGGGUUUUAGGGUAAAGCUAGUUAAUUACAACAAUGACAAUUAGGUCAUGAAGAGCAGCACUUUGUAAGCAGACAGUCUUAACACAUUUACAGUAAACGGUGAGUCAGUGGGAGAUAACUGAGCCCCCUAAAUCCCAGCACCACCCAGUCUCAACCCUGACCUGGCCGGUAUGUGACAUGGCACACAGGAGGGGGUACGCGGAGACACCCAGGAUCAGCUGGAGGCUCUUUCCAUCCGAGACAGGGGUGUCCCAUAUCAGGGCAACACCGGAUCCCCGACCAGGAGCUGUGACACUGUGGGAUAUAAGAGGAAACACUGAAAUCCAUAUUUGGAGUCUCAAACUUGGAGCUCGGCUUUUUUCUUCACCGAGGAGAACAUUAGACUGGAGUGGCGUAAUACAUAUCCACUGUACAGCGUUAUGCAGGACUGCGGCUUGAUUUACAGCUCUCUGAGACACUAAAAUGACAAACAUAGGAAGCAUGCUGAGGGGUUUCCUGUGUGCGCUGCUGAUGGAAGUAACUCAAACUUUCUACUUCUGUUCCUUUUGUUUCAGUUCCUGGUUCUGAUCUACCUUGUGACGUUCUUGGGAGACCUGUGCAAUGGCCUUACUCUGCUCAUCAUUGGUAAGAAACAGCGAUCACAGCUAAAAUGAUAGUAUGUGUUCACAGACUGAUUGGAGGCCAUGUUAACUCUCUUUCCUUCCUCUCCCCUGCAGGUGUGAUCGCUAUCUUCUCUCUGCCACUUUUCUACAGACAACGCCAGGUAACAACUGUCCUGAUGAAUACCUGAAUCUGGUCCUUUGUGCCAAAAUUAACAAACUCAUCAUAUAUUUUGACUUUCCACAGGAGCAGGUGGACAGCUUCAUUGCAAAGAUCCAGGCCCAAAUUGACAACGUCAAGGACACGUGAGUGUGGCGCCAUCUACUGGCACAGUGUCAUCACAGUUUUUUCACAGCAGAGGCAGUGAAUACAGAAGUGCACUCACUUUAAUUAAGUGAGAGGAACAAUACUGCAUUACAUUUACAAUUAAAUGAGGGUAAUAAAUAAGCACAUGUUCAGAAGAUGAACUAUGCAAUAGAAAAUAACUUCAAUCUACAGGAAAGAGUCACUGCUCUUUAGUGAGAUGCUUCUGUCUGACAGGACUGAACCAGAUUCAUCAUUAAGGAUAGAUUUUAUGGAAAACAGCUCUGAUAUUAAAAUCAACCAUCAAAUUAUACAUUUUAUUAUCACUACUAUUUCUUUUCAAGCAAAACCACAACAUAUAAUAACUGUCAUAUAAGCCAUUGUCCUCAUGUUUGACUGAAAAGCUCCAAAAUUUGUAUGAAUGGUAAAAAAUAAAAAAAUAUCAACUUAAAGCUCCUGUGAGGAGUUUUUUUUGUAAAUAGACUGAAAGUCAUACUGAUGCCUUAUUAGGAUAUACAAAAGCAAAUAAGACCUACAGGGACAAGAUUUACCAUAUUUUUGCUGUAUUUAUUAGUACCUAAAACUGCUGCAAAGGGGGUAGGUGUCUGUGGAGCCGCUGAAGAAAAAUCUCAGUUUUUACAUCUUCCACAUUAAUCGUUCACAAAUAAAUGUCAUAUUUAGGCAUCAAAGCCAGAAGUAUUGAGACUUUUUGUCAGAGGACACUAUUUAAACAUGUUACUGCCAAUAUAAAAAAAGACUGUUAGUCCACAAGGGGUGCCAAAACAAAGAAAAGUUACUCAUGGAACCUUUAAUGAAAUAUGAAGAAAGGCACACUGGUUUAAUCUUUAAAGAUUUACUGGGAAUGUGUGUUUGAGGGUAGAUUUAUAUUAGCAACAGCUUUCCUGUUUCUCCUCCACAGCUUUCAGAGACUUGCCCAAGGUGGCGGCCCUCCUCCUGAUCCAACUCCUGGCGGCGCCAAACCAAAAGCCCAGUAAACACUGAUGGACAAGAACUUGAAGACAAGCUCCCAGAGUUACAGGCUGUCACUCAGAUGUCUUACCCAGCCGUCUGUGCUCAGCGCUCCACAGAGCGGGGCUCCAGAGACUGAGGAAGGGAAGGGAGGAUACACAAAUGGACAAUGAUGAAGAUAAAGCAUGGUACUUUAUACUCUAACUGUAUCUAAGUUAUGGGGUAAGAGGUUGGGGUUUGGGUUAAAAUGAAUCAAGGUGAUUUCAAGGUGUAUAAAUCCUGAAUGGGACUCUAGCUGCUGAUGUCAGAGAUGCAAAAAUGCAGCUUGUUGGAUUGUUGGAAGUAUUCACUGUUUUUAAUGUAUAAAAAUGACUCAAGAAGUGUCUUAGAUAAUGGAAAGCUGUAGUCCAAAUGAGGUAUCAUGACCAGAAAUAGAAAGUUUCCACACCAACAGCUACUCACCCAGACAAGGGGAGUGGUUGUUAAGGUGACAAAAACAGGGGUAAUCAUUAUUCAUGGCAGCAUAAAACUGGUAAAUACUGUUGCAUGUGUCACCACAUGUUGUUUUUUCUGAAUGCAUAUUAAUUUCUCAUGAUAGUUUAUGUAUGCAGAUGCAAGUGGGAGUGUGUCUCUGUGUGUGUAUGUGUGUGUGAGUGCGUGAUUUCUGACAAACAGCUUGCAAAAUGAAAUGAAAAAUGAACCUACAAGCAAUUAAAAUCACAUUUCUCCUUUAUUUUCCAUAAUUUUCUUUGUUUUUUUCUCACUCACACCAACGUUCACGUUCAAUCACGAUCGCUUAUGUCUUCAGUUUUGUCUGUCAUGUUUUAUGGAUGUCACUUUGUCACCUACACCACCAGGGGCAGCUUUCCUUCACUCAUCGAUGUAAAGUGGAGAGUCAAACGUAUAAUUCAGAGAUUAGGUGAUGUAUUCUUCUGCUACGGCCUCAAUAGAUGUAUCAUAAUCAAAUGAAAUCACCUUAUAGGAUGUUCCCCACAGAUAUCCUCUCUCUGAGCUCUCAUUGUGAAAAAUGUCCAGCCUUGUGAAGGAUUGUGGGAGUGAAAUACAGCAGGUGCCUUUCUUUCUGCAGGUUCAAGUGCAUGAUUUGAUUCACAGUACUCAAGGCUGCUGACAACAGCUUACUCCUCCUCCCAUUGCCUUCCUGAGAAUGGUGUUUUGUAUGUGUAUGAUAACUGUGUGAUAGAAACAUGUGUGUCAUGACAAGGUAUCUUAUACAGAAUUGUAAGUAGUUCGAUUUUAGGAACAAUAAAACUAUUCAGGACACUCUGUAGCUCCACUUUUACCUGAAGUAGUUGCUGCUGUCACCUU
This is a messenger RNA of Xyrichtys novacula (pearly razorfish), 15068 nucleotides long. Lineage: Eukaryota; Metazoa; Chordata; Actinopteri; Labriformes; Labridae. The record is from the annotation of a GenBank genome assembly.